This is a messenger RNA of Oppia nitens, 1250 nucleotides long. RefSeq lists its product as uncharacterized. The record is from RefSeq and is a predicted model, not a curated record. Bases 215 to 1234 code for a protein of 339 amino acids. NCBI's taxonomy places the organism in Eukaryota, Metazoa, Arthropoda, Arachnida, Sarcoptiformes, Oppiidae. The transcript has 2 exons. Gene Ontology annotation, molecular function: N-acetyltransferase activity.
CUAUGAAUUGCCAUAAGUAUAUUAAUUUGUAUUAAUUUUUCAAUUUUAUUGAAUAAUUAUUACAUUUAUUAUUUGAAAGUUCAUUUUUAUUUUUAUUUACUUUAGUAAAAUAAUUAAGAUUAGUUUAAACAUUAAUAAAUUUAUAGUAAACUAAUGUAAAAUUAAUUACCAAUAAUAAAAUACAAAAAUAAAUAAAGAAAAAUCAUACAAAAAUAUGUUUACUAUAAGGAAAGCGGUUAAAGAUGAUUGUCCGAUAUUAAGACAACUAAUACAAGGAUUGGCUGCAUAUCACAAAUUGAACACAGUUUUGGUUUAUCCGGUGGAACAGCUCGAAGAACAAGGAUUCAGUGAUCAGCCAUCGAAACAACUGUUUCAGGCACUGGUAGCCCAAAGUACUGAUAGUAAACAACAACUCGUCGGUUAUAUCAUCUAUUUUAUGACAUAUUCUGCAUUUAAUGGAAAAGUCAUUCAAAUGGAGGAACUGUAUGUCCGUGAAGAGUAUAGAGGAUGUGGUUUGGGUCGGACACUCAUGAGAGAGUUGGCUAAAGAAGCCAUACAGUUGUCUGUUGGCAGUAUUGAAUGGGAUUGUAUGUCAAACAAUGAGAGCUCAAUAUUGUUUUAUAAGCGUUUGGGUGGUAAAGAUCUGGCAGAUAUUGAUGGCAUUCAUAUGUAUAGUCUUAAGGGUGAUAAACUAAAACAAUUAGUUAAUACAUGUGACUCGGAUGGCCAUCAAUGUCUGACAACUAUUAUUAGAGAGGCAACCAAAGAGGACAGUUGUGUUUUACGCCAAUUGACACAAGAGUUCACUAAAGAGGUUAAUAUGAUUAGAGAUGUUGUCAGCGAACAAGACCUGAUUGAUAAUGGAUUGAGUAAUGGGUGCGAUAGUAGACAAUUGUUUCAAGUGUUUAUUGCCGACAGUGUAGACAGUGGACAGCCGAUUGGAUACAUAUUUUAUUGUCGAGCAUACUCGCCAUGGAAUGGCACCGGCUUCUGGAUUCGCAACUUAUAUGUGCGGCCAGAGUACCGGCAAAAAGGUUUGGCCCAACAUCUAAUGGCAGCGGUGGCCAAACGUGCUAUCAGUGAGUCGCGAUCGCAUCUUUAUUGGCGCGGAUGUGUUAGCGAUGCGGUUGCCACCAGUCUAUACAACAAAUUGGAGGCCAACGACUUGACCGCUAACAUUGGCCUUAAUUUGUUUAGUAUGUCGGCCGACAGUUUGGCACAGUUAGCCACUUAACUAAACACUAAAAAUA